Messenger RNA from Nasonia vitripennis (jewel wasp), 3058 nucleotides. Its product is annotated as putative ankyrin repeat protein RF_0381. The coding region runs from base 555 to 2654 and encodes 699 amino acids. Gene Ontology annotation, molecular function: protein binding. The transcript has 4 exons. Lineage: Eukaryota; Metazoa; Arthropoda; Insecta; Hymenoptera; Pteromalidae. The record is from RefSeq and is a predicted model, not a curated record.
GCUGCCGCCGCCGUCGACGCCGCCGCAGCCGCCGAGACGACGACAGUGUGCGUGCGGUGCCGUCUCCGCAGUAAUCGUGCAUUGGCAGACUAUCACGUCACCCUUUAAAUACUAGCAGACUUACGGGACGUUGUUGGGAGGCACGACCGAAGUGAUCUCCUCUGUCAAAGAGACGGUGGUCCUCGUCUACAGCGGCGCAGUGUAAGGGCUGGCUGUAGCUGUAGCCGAGUUUUUUUCGGAAGAUGGUGCCGAAGUGAGGAUCCUCAACUCUUUGAUCGAUGCGCGAAUUCGCGACCGAUUACAUUGCGGCGUGUAACCGUUGUUUGAAGUUCAUUUUGAAGACUAUUAGUUAGGUUAUCAUUUGAAAAAGCAAAGUUUAACUUAACAAUGCUGCUGUUGAAGUGAAAUUUAUAAUCGUUGCAUACAAAGCCUUGAUUGAUAUUGCCAAGAGUUGGUGUUUUUUUAUACUUGAAAGGAAAACUUUGUGAUACCAAAGAUUAUUCUCGCAGAAAAUGGGCUUCAAAUUUGACUACCAUUGAGAAAAGUAAUCAGUCAUGGAAUAUGAUAGUAGCGACUUGGAAAUAAUUGAGUUCAUUCGUAAAGGAAAAUUGGAUAAGGUCAAAAAGUUUGUUUCUUCAGUUGGAUUAUCACAUUCAAAGACAUGGCAGGGAGGAUAUAUGUUGCUUUAUUGGGCCUUAGGCUACAAUCACACAAAUAUUGCAAAAUGGCUGUUAUCACAGAAUUGUCCAGUAAAUCCAGAAAAUCAAAAGUUUUCUCAAAAGACAGUGCUUCACUUAGCUGUUUCUUUAGGCAAAGCUGAACUUGUCAAAAUAAUUUUGAAAAAAGGAGCUUCAGUUACAGUUAGCAAUGAUCGCUUAGAAACACCUCUACAUAUAAGUUGCAAAAGAAGAAAGCCAGAAGUACUAUUAAAAAAUGAUGUAUUAACAAUAAUAAAGCUGCUUUUAAAGCAUGGGGCUCCUAUAAAUGCUAAAGGUGGAUUAUGCGAAGAAACUCCAUUGCUUUUUGCUAUAAAGAAUAAGCAUCAUUGUGGAAAAAUUGUAAAAUUACUCUUGAGUAAUGGGGCUAAUGUCAACGAUUAUGACAUGUACAGAAAAACAGCUUUACACAUUGCUGUGGAAAACAGUGAUCGAAAAAUGAUCAAGCUUCUCUUGGAACACAAUGCUGAUGUCAAUGUGAAAAAUUGCAAUGGACGAACUCCAUUACAUUUGGCAGUUCGUGGACGUUAUAUAGAUAUAGCCAAAAUGUUGCUGUCCCAUGGAGCUGAUGUAAAUGAUAUCAUCUAUGACUUUGAAGAAUACCGUUGGACUGCAUUGCACAUAGCAGUUAAAAAUAAAGAUGAAAAAAUGAUAAAGCUUUUAUUAGAGUACAAUUCAAAUGUGAAUGCUAAAGAAGAUCAUUAUAGAACACCUUUGCACAUUGCUUCAGUCAGUCAUUGUCCAGAUAUAGCUAAGAUACUUUUAAAUGCUGGAGCUGAUAUAAAUGAUGCUGAUAAACAAGGUUUAAUUCCUUUUCAUCUUGCAAUUCGAAUAGAGGAUGAAAAGAUGGUAGAAUUUUUAUUGCAGCAUAAUGCCAAUGUACAUGCAAAGCGUGAUGACGGAAAAAGUUGUUUGCAUUUUGCGGCGGAAAAUCGAUCUGCAAGUAUUGCAAAAAUAUUAUUGAAUAAGGGCGCUAAUAUUAAUGAUACAACUAAAGACGGCCGCACAGUCCUUCAUUUUUCUGCCAAAAAAGGAUCUAAAGAAUUAGUAGAACUAUUUUUGAAAUUGGGUAUGGACGUCGACGUGAAGACGAAAGUCGAUAAUUUCACUCCGCUUUAUUAUGCCGUUAAAAAGCGUCAUUGCCAAAUAGCUGAAUAUCUCUUGUACCACGGAGCUGACGUCAACGUUCCAGUAAAAGUUUAUCAAACUUUGCUAAGACUUGCUGUAUAUGAUAUGAACAAAGAGAUGGUUGAACUUCUCCUAAAUUGGAAUGCUAACAUAAAUGCUGAGGACAGUGAUGAUGAAACUCCACUACUUAUAGCAACAGACAGUCCUAGAUACGAAGACAUUCCUGGCUCAGAAAUGAUGCAUGGAAUAACUGAUUGCCUUAUUAUGUACAUAGCCAAGCUGGUUGCUGAAAAAUUAUACGUGAGUGAGCAAGAUUCGCGUUUGAUAAAACAAAAGUGUCGCCUGCAAUUAUUUUAUGACCAGUGUCAAAAUGAACUAGCAAACAUGAAGAAUAAAAAGAUAUAUGAUAAUAUAUCUUAUUAUGAUAUACUGACGAAAAGUACAAACACAAUGGUUUCUUAUGCAAGAAAUAAGAAUUUGACUAGUGCCUUUGAAUCCAGCGACUACUUAAACGCCUUUCCAAUAUAUUCUUUAAUGAUGCAUAAAAACUAUGAAAGAGGAAAAGUGAAGAAACAAUUGCUUGAAGUAGGAUCAAUAGCAUUAAAAUUCCUUUUUAAAAAUAAUACUGAACAAAAAGUGCCAGUUGAAUUGCCUUAUGUAGUUAAUAGAGAAAUAUUAAAUUAUUUAGACUUAAAAGAUUUGAGAAUAUUAUCUGCUCUUUGCCACCCAUCACCAACACAAAAAAUACAAAACAUCAGCAGAGAUAAAUUUAAUUACAAUUUGUUAAAUUUUUUAAGAAGAUCUUUUUAAUUAUAAAUUUUAAAAAAGGGCUACUUAAUAACAAGAUUUAUAUGUAUUGUGAUAUAAAAUUAAUUUCUCUCUUAUACAAAAGUGCAAUUUUAUAUAAGUAUAUAUAGAAAAAUUAUACAAAGUUUUAGUAUAAUAACAGUAAAUAUUUUUUUACCUUAGUAUUUUACAAUCGCGCCUGUGUAUAAACUAUAAAAAAGAUUUAUUUUAAUUUUAUGUAAAUAAAAGAAUAAAACAUUAUUUUGUAAAAAUUUAGUCGUGCAACUAAUUGUAAAAAUUAUUACGUUUGUUAUUAUGGUAAUCAUUACUAUCGAUGUUGCUAUUAUUCUGUUAUAACGACUUAUUUAUUUAUUCAUAUUGUAUAUACAAAGCUAAUAAUUAUUAAAUAAAAUUUUAUAACAAUGGAA